Messenger RNA from Salvelinus namaycush (lake trout), 4413 nucleotides. Its product is annotated as poly(A) polymerase alpha-like. The record is from RefSeq and is a predicted model, not a curated record. Lineage: Eukaryota; Metazoa; Chordata; Actinopteri; Salmoniformes; Salmonidae. Gene Ontology annotation, molecular function: RNA binding; poly(A) RNA polymerase activity. The transcript has 20 exons. Bases 164 to 2449 code for a protein of 761 amino acids. Gene Ontology annotation, cellular component: nucleus.
CAGACCGCACAGCUUGAACACGCGCCAUGUUUAGAGGAAACAAAAGGUGUAAAUCCCACUGCUCGGUUGCUGGUUAAAUAACAUAGCUAGCUAAAUAAAAUAAGAAACGAGUAUGAGAAGGGAAUUUUGGGAAGGCUGAUUGGACUUGCUGGAGGUUGUUUCAAUGGCUCUUCCAACUGCUAACCAGGUGUCGUUGGGUCGGGAGACUCCCAAACACUAUGGGAUCACUUCUCCUAUCAGCCUGGUCCAAGCUAAGGAGGCUGACCUGGUCCUCACACACAGGCUGACUGAGGCCCUGAAACCGUACGGGGUGUUUGAAGAGGAGCUGGAACUACAGCGCAGAAUACAUGUGUUGGGAAAACUGAACACCCUGGUGAAGGAAUGGAUCCAUGACGUCAGUGAGACAAAGAAUCUGCCUGCCUCAGUGAUUGAGACUGUUGGAGGGAAGAUAUUCACAUUUGGGUCGUACAGGUUAGGAGUUCACACUAAAGGGGCAGACAUUGACGCCCUGUUUGUGGCUCCUCGGCAUGUGGAGAGGACAGACUUCUUCUCCUCGUUCCUGGACAAGCUGAAGGAGCAGGAGGAGGUCAAGGAUUUGAGGGCUGUUGAGGAGGCAUUUGUCCCGGUCAUAAAGCUGUCUUUCGACAGCAUUGAGAUCGACAUCCUGUUUGCUCGGUUAGCGUUGCAAACCAUCCCAAAGAAUCUGGACCUUCGGGAUGACGGGCUGUUGAAGAACCUUGACAUCCGCUGCAUUAGGAGUCUCAAUGGUUGCAGAGUUACAGAUGAGAUCCUUCAUCUUGUACCCAACAUUGAGAACUUCAGACUGACUCUGAGGACCAUCAAGCUGUGGGCUAAACGCCAUAACAUCUACAGUAACAUCCUGGGCUUCCUGGGUGGUGUAUCCUGGGCCAUGCUGGUAGCCAGGACCUGCCAGCUCUACCCCAACGCCGUGGCCUCCACCCUCGUACACAAGUUUUUCCUCGUCUUCUCUAAGUGGGAAUGGCCCAACCCUGUUCUCCUGAAGCAGCCAGAGGACUGCAACCUGAACCUGCCAGUCUGGGACCCCAGGGUGACACCCAGUGACAGGUACCACCUGAUGCCCAUCAUCACACCAGCCUACCCCCAGCAGAACUCCACCUACAACGUCUCCGUCUCCACACGGGCUGUCAUGGUGGACGAGUUCAAACAGGGUCUGUCCAUCACAGAUGAAAUUUUGCAGAAUAAAGCAGAGUGGUCCAAACUAUUUGAAGCACCAAACUUCUUUCAGAAAUACAAGCAUUAUAUUGUGUUGCUAGCAAGCGCCCCCACUGAGAAGCAGCACCUGGAAUGGGUUGGUCUGGUUGAGUCUAAGAUCAGGAUCCUUGUGGGGAACCUGGAGAAGAAUGAGUUCAUAACGUUGGCCCAUGUCAACCCCCAGUCCUUCCCUGGACCCAAAGAAAGCAGGGAGAAAGAGGAGGUCAGCACCAUGUGGGUGAUAGGAGUUAUCUUUAAGAAGAUGGAGACAUCAGAGAACCUCAACGUUGACCUAACCAUUGACAUCCAGUCCUUUACUGACACGGUGUACCGCCAGGCGAUCAGCAGUAAGAUGUUUGAGGCAGACAUGAAGAUCCAGGCCAUGCAUGUGAAGAAGAGACAACUUCACCAGUUACUGCCCAGCCUGGUCAUGCCCAAACGCAGGAAGCACUCUACAGAGGGGCUUCGUCAGAUGAAUGACAGUAGUCUGGACCUAUCGCUGGACAGUGACAACAGCAUGUCAGUGCCCUCCCCCACAGCCUUGUCAGCCGCAGUGCCCACGUUGACCCCAGUGAAGAGUGGCCCACUAGGUCCCCCUCCCAGUCCCAUCGCGGCAGCAGCCAGCCAACCAGAAGUCCAAGCUUCCACUAUGAGUCCGCCAGCGGUGAAGAGACCUGGUUCCCCUAUGCAAGAAGAGAGGAAGAGGUUAAAAUCAGACUCAGAGGAGUCAGCCACUGAGAGACAGACCUCAGGAGACCCCGUCCCCAGCAGCCAGACCACCUCUCCUCCCCCCACCAUGGGUCCCCCAGCGGCCCCCCAAACCCCCUCUCCUCCCGCUACCAUAGGUCCCCCAGUGGCCCACAAGACCCCUAACCGGGAGGUGCUGGAGGAGAAGAGCCCUAAGGAGCACCAGAAGGAGGACUCCUCCAUAGUCCCAGAGACAAAGACAACAGAGGAUAGUGGUGCAGCUAGCGCUGGAGAGGGAGAGGGGGGCACCUCUGUGGAGGCAGAGGUACACAACAAGCUAAUCAUCAUGGUCCAAUUUCAUGUCAAUGAGGACAGUAUAUCUGAGGAGAUGACUGCUUCUGAAGGGGAAGUGAAGAUGGAGGCAAACAUUAAGAGAAUGGUGAGUACGGAUCUGUCUGACGUGCCUCUCUUGCCAGCCAACCCCAUUCCAGUGGUGAAGAACUCUAUCAAGCUUCGUCUCAGCAGGUAGGAGAGGACAGACAGACGCACCAAUCCAGCCUCCCCCGGCCCCCAACCCCUGACCGCUACGGUGGAUGUCCUAAGACCUACUUGUCCUUUGCCACGGAAUGUCCACAGUGCUGCAGACAGACACACAGACAGACAGGGUGGACGCACAGGCGACUAGACAGACACACAGACAGCGCUCUCUAGACUAGGGACAUUGUCAGUUGACAUGCAGGGCGUAGUUGCAACUAUCUUCACAAGAGGGCGAUGUUGCCCUUCUACUGGAUUCUCCCAGGCAGCUUCCAACCUCUACCUUACUGGUUAAAUUUAAAGUUGUCCCUUAGGCACAGAUCUGGGAUCAGCUUACCUUCCCCUGUGUCUUCACCUUAACCAUUGAGGCAUCUUCAUCCUACUUCUUCCAGAGCUGCUGGAAGGAGUAGAAUGUUGCACAAAGAUGUCACAGUGACUCUGCAGACAGACAGACGUGCUCACGUAUGCCAGUUCUAACCUGUUAUUUCCGGUCUUCUAUAACAGAUUAGAGAUGACUGACUACAGGUUAUGACACCCUGUUCCCUAUAGCAGGGUUAAUAAACUCUGACCCCUACGAGGUCUGGAGCCUGCUGCUUUUCUAUUCUACCUGGUAACUAAUUGCACACAUCUUGGUGUCCCAGGUCUAAAUCAAUCCCCGUUUUAGACUGGACCAAUGAAAAGUGGAACUGGCUUGAAGGCCCUAUAUAGUCCACUACUUACAACCCUGGUCAUUAUAUAAAGGGAAUCGGCUGCCAUUUGUGUUUCAGUCUAUAAUCCAUGGGCAGGUAAUCGCUGUCUGUCAGGUAACUGUUGGGAUAUGAGGUGGCCUUCAGGGUAUACAGGUAGUGUAUGAGGGAACGCAUCAUAAAGAUGUCCACGCUGUCAUCACGUGCAGCUGUACGCUUGCUAAUGGAACUACAUCAGGUUUGUGUACAUGUACAACACAAUAACUUUGACCAAAAAAAAAAAAAAAAACGAAUAUCUCAGAAUGUCUCUGUGAACAGGAUGGUGUAGUUUCUCUGUCUAGGAUGCAUGUUUAUAAUCUAGAGAUGACACAAAGGAGUUAAGAGUUUAGUCAUCUUUCUACAUUCACGCUAACGUUCAGAUUAUCUCUGAUUUAUGUCCGAGGACUGCUACAGUAAGAGAGGGUAGUAGCAGAGGGCUGUAGGCCGAGUGUAGAGUAGAGAGGUGGUCUGGUGUCUGACUGAAAGCAUUCAGAUAUACAUUGUAUUGAAUCAAAAUGAUUAGAAUGGGCAUAGAAUCUACAUUUGUUCUAUGUGUACAUGCAUUGUACAGUAACCAUUAGUGUCUGUCUUGUACAAUAACAUGAUGAAAAACAAUGCUUUUCUUUUGCUUAGAAUAUAAAGGACUUGAGCUUUCGCCUUGGUGAAUUAUUAUUAUUAUUUUUGCUUAAAAUGGUGCAAUUUGAAUCAAGAUAAUUAUUCUAACAUUACAUAGAGGGUUUAGUUCAAAAGACCAAUUGUCUUUGUUGGUUAUUCAUUUUGGAUUUGCUUGUUCACAUCGUAGUGGAUGUGGACUUUGUGGGAAUAGUCAACUGGUUUAAAACUUGUUCGUAGGGUUAGCAAACAAAGUAACAGAUCUUUUUUUUUGUUCCGUUUUAAUUUUUUUUAAUGUUUAAAAACAAUGUGUCCUGACUUUUAACAUUUUAACUUUCUCUAUUUUCUAGAUGUACUAACAAAAUGAUACUUUUGUUUGAAUUUGUUUGUGCUAAUCGUGUGGACUUGUAUGGUGAUGAUGAAUCUGAAGACCACUGUCAACCUACAGUGUGUUAAUCAACAUGUACAGAUGUUUUUCGUCAAUGACUACCAUUUAAAUGUUCUGUCCCCUGUUCUUACAAUGCUCUUUUUCAGUUGAAUGUUUUUUUUUCUUAGGUGUAUUUGUAAGGAUGAGAGGUAUUGUACUUUUUUUUCACAAAUAAAGGGUCUACCUUGUUGCGAA